This is a messenger RNA of Suillus paluster, 537 nucleotides long. RefSeq lists its product as uncharacterized. Bases 1 to 537 code for a protein of 178 amino acids. The record is from RefSeq and is a predicted model, not a curated record. NCBI's taxonomy places the organism in Eukaryota, Fungi, Basidiomycota, Agaricomycetes, Boletales, Suillaceae. The transcript has a single exon.
AUGAGCAUUUGGCGUCUUAUGUCAUGGAAGAUGACUAGUACUAGUGGGUUGACAUCUGAAGCCCAAGUAACCUGUCUUGUUAGUGAAGUAUUGAAGGCCAAGGAUUUCAGUGUUGAUGAUCUGCCAGAUAACUUUAACACCCACACAGAAAUGACGUGCUUUGACACCUCUGAGGCAACACUGGACCCGACUGACAUAUUUCAAAUAGAUGGCUGGAGGGAGUCAGCUGCCGAAAUAUUGGUUCCAACCAGGGAAAAGAACCCAGGCGGAAAUGGGCAGUCAUUUACUGUCCAAGGUUUUCAUCAUUGGCCACUUGUAGCAGUCAUCCGUGCUGCCUUCUCAGAGGCAUCAUCAUGCUGGUUUCACUUGACUCCAUUCAAACACUUCUGGAAGUCACCAUUGACUGGUCAAGAGCAGCAAGUAUACAAUGAGCUCUACACCUUGGAUACCUGGAAUAAAGCGCACAAUGAGCUCCAGAAACAGAAGAGAGAUAAUGGCUGCAAAUUAGAAUGGGUGAUCGCUGGACUGAUGUUCUAG